AUGCCACCACCGCCGCCGUCCACUGCCGCGGCGGCGGCGGCGGCGGCGGCGCAGCAGCUGGAGUCCCUCCUCCCACGCCUGGCCACGCCCUCCCACCACGAGCAGUUCCACGCUCGCCUCCUCACCUCGGGCCUCCUCGGCUCCCACUCGGUCCUCCGCGCGCGCUUCCUCGACCGCCUCGCGCUCUCGCCGCACGCCGCCGCGCUGCCCCACGCGCUCCGCCUCCUCCGCUCGCUCCCCAGCCCCGCCACCAACGACCUCAACGCCGCGCUCCGGGGCCUCGCCGCCUCCCCGCAGCCCGCGCGCUGCCUCCUCCUCCUCGCCGGCCGCCUCCACCCCGCGCCCGCGGGCGCGCCGCCGCGGCCCCGCCUCGACGCGCUCUCCCUCUCCUUCGCGCUCAAGGCCGCCGCCCGGUGCUCCGGCGCGUUCGCCACGCUCCAGCUCCACGCGAUCCUCGUCCGCCUCGGCGUGGCCGCCGACGUCCGCCUGAUGACCACGCUGCUCGACUCGUACGCCAAGUGCGGCGAUCUCCGGUCCGCGCGGAAGGUGUUCGAUGAGAUGCCCGUCCGGGACGUGGCCACAUGGAACGCGCUGCUGGCGGGGUUGGCGCAGGGGACGGAGCCGGACCUCGCGUUGGCGCUGUUCCGCAGGCUGGCCGGGAGCUACCGGGAAUUGCUGCCAAGGGAGGAGCCAAAUGAGGUGACCGUUGUCGCCGCGCUUUCUGCAUGUGCACAGCUUGGAGCAUUACAAGAUGGAUUGGGUGUGCACGAUUUUGCUCGUAACAUAGGCACUGCGAACAACGUUCGUGUCUGCAACGCGCUUAUUGACAUGUACUCCAAGUGUGGCUCAUUGAGCCGGGCUCUUCGAGUGUUCCAUUCCAUGAAGCUAGAAGACCGAACACUUGUGUCCUACAAUGCUACAAUUCAGGCGCUUUCCACCCAUGGGCUUGGAGCAGAUGCAUUGAAGUUGUUUGAUGAAAUGCCAGCGUGGAUUGAGCCAGACGAAAUAACUUACCUUGCUGUUUUGGGUGGGUGCAACCAUGCUGGGCUUGUCAAUGAUGGGCGCAGGGUUUUCGAUUCCAUGCGGGUUCCUCCCAAUAUGAAACACUAUGGCACCAUUGUGGACCUUCUUGGCCGUGCAGGCCACCUUGAUGAGGCACAUGACAUGAUUAUGCGUAUGCCAUUUCCAGCAGAUAUUGUCCUCUGGCAAACAAUGCUCGGUGUGGCCAAGAUGCAUGGAAAUGUGGAGCUAGCGGAAUCGGCUGCCGCAAAGCUUGCUGAGCUUGGUUCUAAUGUUGAUGGUGACUACGUGCUCCUCUCCAAUGUGUACGCAUCCAAGGCUCGGUGGGCGGAUGUUGGUCGAGUUCGUGACACCAUGAGAAGCAAUGAUGUGAGGAAAGUCCCUGGCUUCAGCUACACAGAAAUAGAUGGUGUAAUGCAUAAAUUUAUUAAUGGUGACAAAGAGCACCAUAGAUGGAGGGAGAUAUACAGAGCACUAGAUAACAUUGUGUCAAGAAUUAGUGAACUGGGAUAUGAGCCACAAACAAGCAAUGUUCUACAUGACAUUGGGGAGGAGGAAAAGCAGUAUGCUUUGUGCUACCACAGUGAAAAGCUGGCUAUUGCAUUCGGAUUAAUUUCUACACCACCUGGGGAGACUAUUCGAGUGAUAAAAAAUCUCCGAAUAUGUGGAGACUGUCAUGUGGUGGCAAAACUUAUCUCUAAAGCUUAUGGCCGGGUGAUAAUUAUCCGGGACAGGGCCAGAUUCCACCAGUUUGAAGAUGGACAGUGUUCCUGUAGAGAUUACUGGUAAAAUGCUGGCACACUGGUCAUGAGCAGGACUACUACACAUGUCAUGAGAUCCUGGAUACGGGAUCAUGUGAGGUGGCUCCUUUUCUAGCGUGAAAUGUGGAUAAAUUGGAUAACGUGGGAACUUGACUACAAUUUGUCAGCUCAGGUUCACCACAUCAACAGGUUCUCAGAAGAUGCAAGGCUAUCUACUUACAUUCGCACGAUGAGCUCUUGGGUAUGCCUAUUUGAGGAGCAUCUUGGAAGCAGAAGGAAAAUUUAUGCACUGUGCAAGCUUGGAAUUAAGCUGCUCAACCACUGUUACCUACCAAUAUUCACUGUCCUACAAGGUAAUGCAUCUGUCACAAAAUUCUUCAAAAGCUUCAUUCUUGUUCACUUAAAUUAGCGGUGGAGGGGAGGGGUGGGGACAACACCCCCAGCCUAACAAAUUUUCUUACCAAACGUAUCGGCUGUAGGUAUGGAAUUUCACUGUGCAAAAUGGAAUUAUCAUUAUAAUUUGCUGCUUUCAUCUACAUAUUGUCUACUUUCAUUUUUCAUCCUGCUUGGAAUUCAAAUAUUUUCUUGCAGGAUUUGUUCCUUAUGUGACAAUCAUAAAGAAAUAGUAUGCAACAUUAACAGGAUGACUUAUACAAUUAGGAAGUUCUGCUAGUGCAGCAGUUCAUGUUACAUUUUUGGUUUUAUGGGAAAUAAACUUGAGGAAAGUAAAGUACAA
This is a messenger RNA of Panicum virgatum (switchgrass), 2517 nucleotides long. RefSeq names its product pentatricopeptide repeat-containing protein OGR1, mitochondrial-like. Bases 1 to 1809 code for a protein of 602 amino acids. Gene Ontology annotation, molecular function: zinc ion binding; protein binding; RNA binding. Gene Ontology annotation, biological process: RNA modification. The record is from RefSeq and is a predicted model, not a curated record. NCBI's taxonomy places the organism in Eukaryota, Viridiplantae, Streptophyta, Magnoliopsida, Poales, Poaceae. The transcript has 2 exons.